Messenger RNA from Vicia villosa (hairy vetch), 660 nucleotides. RefSeq lists its product as uncharacterized. The transcript has a single exon. Gene Ontology annotation, molecular function: nucleic acid binding; RNA-DNA hybrid ribonuclease activity. The record is from RefSeq and is a predicted model, not a curated record. Bases 1 to 660 code for a protein of 219 amino acids. NCBI's taxonomy places the organism in Eukaryota, Viridiplantae, Streptophyta, Magnoliopsida, Fabales, Fabaceae.
AUGUCCAUUGACUCUUCUUGUCCCUUCUAUUCUUCUGGGAUUGAGAAUGUGCAACAUAUUUUUAUGGACUGUCACUUUGCGAAACAAGUCCUUUUUGCUUCUUCUAUUGGUUACCGUACUCCCAAUUAUCUUGAGGCGAACCAGUGGAUCCAAUCUGUUUUGGAGUGUGGUGAUGUUCAUAGUGUUCAGGUUUUUUGUGCUUGCCUCUAUAAAAUCUGGGCUGCUAGGAAUUUAGUGGUGUUCCAAGGAAAAUCUGUUUGCCCUAUAGCAGUUGCAGGUGGUGCUUUUGACUGCGUGCAGGAUUAUAUUAGAUGGCCUCCUGAUUCUGAUGGGCAGAAAAGUCCUUCUGCCGGGAGGAUCAAUGUCACAUAUCCUCAUGAUGUCCAUUUCGCACAGGUGGACGCUGGCUUCACGGAAGAAGGAGACACGGUUUUUGGGUGUACUUUCAAGGACCCUUUCAGUAAGGUGUUGAUGGCUGCCAGUAAGAAGGACCAGAUUGUGGUCGAUGCUAGUCUUGCUGAACUCAUGGCUAUUCGGUGGUGUAUUCUAUUAGCAGCUGACCUUAGAAUGGACAAGAUUGUGUUCCAAUCAGAUGCGUUGGUGGUUGUUGAUUGCAUCAAUUCUAUCUCUUGUAACGGUUCCCUUGAGAGCGGAGUGUAG